This is a messenger RNA of Paraglomus occultum, 573 nucleotides long. Lineage: Eukaryota; Fungi; Glomeromycota; Glomeromycetes; Paraglomerales; Paraglomeraceae. The record is from the annotation of a GenBank genome assembly.
AUGCGUAGAGGUCUUGGAGUUACGGGUUUAAAAAGGAAAAUUGCGGCCAAUGAUCAAUUUCGUGAGUUUGGAAACAAUAAGGCGGAAAUAGAAAUGCAGCAGCUAAAGGAACAACUCCAAGUUUUCAAAACAAAUCUCGAAGAGUUUGCUCGCAAAUAUCGCAAGGACAUCCGUAAGAAUCCUAUGUUUCGGGCACAUUUUCAGAAAAUGUGCAGUAAUAUCGGGGUUGAUCCACUUGCAUGUAGAAAUGGGGGAUUGAUUGAGUUAGAUGAAUUGAAACGGCAAUUGGUAAAAAUGCGUGGAGGUAAUAGUGGUAGUGGAAUUAGUGGAUCCAAUUCGUCACAAGAGAUCAGUGAUGACGAUAUCAUACGCUCUAUUAAAACCCUCAAACCAUUAGGUAAUGGAUUUGAAAUAUUACAAAUUGGUGAUAGAAAAAUGGUAAGAUCAGUCCCACGGGAAUUAAACAUAGAUCAGUCUGAAAUAUUGGCUUUGGCGCAGGCGAAAGGUUAUGUCACUAAAGAUAUAAUAGAAACAGAAUUGGGAUGGGGAACAGAACGCAUAAAUGAUGUUAUA